AUGAACAGAUGGAAGUUUGACGACUUUGAAAUUGGAGCAUCUCUUGGCCGCGGGAAGUUCGGGCGCGUCUAUCUCGCAAGAGAGAAGAAAUCAGGCUUUAUCGUGGCGCUGAAGAUCCUUGUGAAAACAGACAUCACAGGAUCAAACGCAACAAAACAAGUCCGCAGAGAAAUAGAAAUACAGAGCCAUCUGAAGCACGAGAACAUCCUCAGACUGUACGGGUACUUCUACGACGACCUGCACGUCUACAUCAUCCUCGAGUACGCAGCAAAAGGGGAGAUGUUCAAGCUCCUGCAGAAGAAGAAGAGGUUCUCAGAGCAGGAAGGCGCAAAGUACAUCUCGGAAAUGGUGCAGGCCCUGAAGUACAUCCACAGCAAAAACGUCAUACACAGAGACAUAAAGCCAGAGAACCUUCUGAUUGGCGCAGACAACAAGCUGAAAGUCGCAGACUUUGGGUGGGCGGUGCACAACAUAGACAGCAAAAGAUACACUUUCUGCGGCACAAUGGACUAUCUUCCCCCUGAGAUGGUGUGCCACCAGAAACACGACAAAUAUGUAGAUUUAUGGGGGGUGGGCGUGCUGGCGUACGAGUUUGUCGUGGGGAAUCCUCCGUUUGAAGCCAAAGGCAGCACAGACGAGACUUUCAAGCGAAUAAAGUCCGUGGAGUUUACGUUCCCAGCGUACUUAUCAAACGCAUGUAAAGACUUCAUAUCCAAGCUGCUUGUGAGGGAGCCAGAGAGCAGGCUGUCCAUAGACCAGAUACUAUCCCACCGAUGGAUAAAAGCACACACACGCCCGAAAAAAGAGUAA
This is a messenger RNA of Nematocida minor, 810 nucleotides long. RefSeq names its product aurora kinase A. Lineage: Eukaryota; Fungi; Microsporidia. The transcript has a single exon. Gene Ontology annotation, cellular component: spindle microtubule; spindle pole centrosome; spindle midzone. Gene Ontology annotation, molecular function: protein kinase activity; ATP binding. The coding region runs from base 1 to 810 and encodes 269 amino acids. Gene Ontology annotation, biological process: protein phosphorylation; mitotic spindle organization; regulation of cytokinesis. The record is from RefSeq and is a predicted model, not a curated record.